Molecule: messenger RNA, 8165 nt
Organism: Thamnophis elegans (Western terrestrial garter snake)
Lineage: Eukaryota; Metazoa; Chordata; Lepidosauria; Squamata; Natricidae
Gene: TBC1D2
Product: TBC1 domain family member 2
Source: RefSeq, a predicted model, not a curated record
CUUCUUGAGGAGAAGGCUGCCUCCUCGCUCUCUUUCCCGCUUAUGGGACUUGGAGCCUGUUGGGCUGGCACUGCCUGGCACCGCCUUACCCCGCCCCGUCAGGAAGCAGAUGUCUGAUCGCCUUGCGUCGGCCUGCUCCGCCGGGUGUCCAAAGGCGGCUGCGAGCGUUGCCAUGGAAGGGCGGCGACAGGCUGAACCGAGUAUUCGACCAUCAAAAGAGCUGUUGUUCAAAGAACCAUGAAAUCAGAUCAUGAGGACAGAGAGGGUCUUCUUGUACCUGGAAUAUCAAACAUGUCACCAGAGGAAAAAAUGGCAGACACCAGGAAUAGCAGUUGUGAUAUCAUCAGAGAUGUAUCUCCAUGUCCUGAGGUUUGGAGAAAUGCUGAUAUAAAACCUAGCCAAGAAGCCUCCAGGAAAAAACUAUGUGGUUAUUUAUAUAAAUGUUCUUCUAAAGCACCAAUCAAGACCUGGAAGUCACGCUGGUUUUGCUAUGAUGAAAAUAAAUGCUACUUGCUAUACUACAGGACAGCACAGGAUAUUAAUCCUUUAGGAAGCAUAGAGAUUUCCAUUGCGAGUUUUGAUCCGAAAGUGGGAGCAGAUGAAGGUAUUUUUGAAAUCAGGACUCCCAUCAAAGACUUUAUUCUUAAGGCUGUCAACAAACAAGCCAAGUAUUGGCUACCACUGCAGCUGAAACGCUGGGAAUUUUGUAAUAAACAGGCAAAGGGUUUUGUUGAAACCAUGCCAUCUUUUCCUUCCAUAAAUGAGGCCCAGCAGAGCAACACUGAGGCAGAUCAGGAUUUUUUUACCUCCAGUGAAACACCCACUGAUGUAGGCAUAAAGGCAGCUUCUCUACCAGCACCACCGACUUCUGUUGCUCUUCAGAACAUCUCUCUCAAACAUCCUUGGAUUGAAAUUCAAAACACAGUGCAUAAUCUGUGUGGCAACCGUCAGAACCGAAGGGACAGUGGUAGUUUUGAGGAUAAUUUUGAAAUCAUUGCUGAUGAAGAGCACCUAAAAGGAGAAACUGAGGAUACAGUCAUGGCAGAAAUGCAGAAGGAUACAAAAAUGAGACCAAAGCCAUCAACACUCCGAAAAUACAAAAAAGCAAACAGCAGUUUUCAUUAUUUUGUUGAAGGAGCAGAACAGGGAAAAAUAGCUUCUCUUCAGCAUCAAGUUUUGAUUCUUACAGAGGAAGUAAAAUCUCAGAAGGAACUGGUCAAACUUCUCCACAAAGCUCUAGAGGCAGCACAGCAAGAGAAACGAGAGUCCUGCAAAUAUCUGGUCACAACUACGGAAAAAGACAGGCUGGAAUUAGUGCGUCACAAAGUGAGGCAGAUUGCUGAGCUGAAUAGACAGGUUCAGGUGCUAGAGAGAAAGAAAGACCUGGAGCAGGAGGCUGCUCUGAAGGAGGAGCACCUCAAGGAGCUGAGAGAACAUGCACAACUCUUGAUGGACAAAAAUGAAGCCAAGCAACAAGUCAUCCUCAAGCUGACAGAACAGCUCACUAGAGAGAUGCCCGAUUCGGUUAACAAGGCAGACAGCAUCAUGACCGAGACCUUGUACAAGCAACAGGAAAAGAUUGAACACCUAAAGGAUGAUCUUGAGGCAUACAAGACUCAGAACCAAUUGAACUCCGAAGUCCACCAGGUUAGCAAAAUAUGGAACACAGUGGCCCAGAGAAAAAAUCUUCUGAUGAAGUGUGCUCAACUGCAAGCCCACAAUUGCCAGAUUGAAAGCAAGUACCUGAUGUCUCUAGGACCCUGCAGGGGUGCGGAUUUGGCUAAAGAACACAUGGCAUUGGUGACGGGACUCAUUGAAGAGGCACUGCAAUAUAUGAAGGAAGAAACCCUGAUUCCUACGCUAAGCCCAGUCAAUCAAUAUGAUGAUUACGGAUUUAUGACAAUUCCUGAGUAUGAAGCUGCAGACUGGAAGCUCUUGGCCAAAAUCCAGGCCCUGGAGAUCAAAUGCACAAAUCUGAACAAGGAGACCACGGAGAAACCUCUCUUUGAGCGAUGGAAUACCCUUGGGGAACUGACUCCCUCCUCGGAGCUAAAAAGCUUAUUGCGGUGUGGUGUCCCAUCAAUGCAUCGCCAGAGGGUGUGGAGGUGGAUUAUCAGCCAUCGGUUAAAGCAAACACGCUGUCCUGGUCAUUACCAUAACUUACUCAAGAAGUGUGAAAAUGCUGAGCACCCAGCUUCCCAGCAAAUUGAACUGGAUCUGCAUCGCACGCUGCCCAACAAUAGACAUUUUAUGUCACCAACUUCCCAGCUUAUUCCCAAACUCAGAAGUUUACUGGCAUUCUCCUGGCAAAAUCCAACCAUUGGCUAUUGCCAAGGUCUGAACAGAUUGGCUGCCAUUGCCUUGCUGAUCCUAGAAGCAGAGGAAGAAGCUUUCUGGUGCUUAGUUCAUAUCACAAAUAAUUUAAUGCCUCACGAUUACUACAGCAACACAUUAAUAGGCUCGCAAGUAGAUCAAAGAGUUUUCAAAGACAUCUUAUCAGAGAAGCUUCCCAGGCUGACAGCGCACUUGGACCAACUUCAAAUUGACCUAUCCUUAGUGACCUUCAACUGGUUCCUGGUUGUUUUUGUCGAUAGUCUUGUCAGUGAUCUCCUCUUUAGAGUUUGGGAUGCUUUCCUCUAUGAAGGAGCAAAGGUGAUAUUCCGUUAUGCACUCGCAAUUUUUAAAUAUAAUGAAGAAGCAAUAUUGAAGAUUCAGGACAAUCUGGAAUUCUAUCAAUAUCUUCGUUUUUUCAAAACUAUCUGUGACGGCAGAAAGCUGAUGAGCAUCGCCUUCGGUGAUAUGAAUCCAUUUCCCAUGAAGCUGCUUCAGAAUCGACGUGAAGUUCACAGAUUAAAAGUGGAAGCUGAGCUGAGAGAACUGGAACAGCUGAAAGCCCAGUAUAGGAAGGAACAGGCUGAACACGCAGACAACCAACUAGAUGGACCUGCGAGUGAGGAGGAAGAAGAGAUGUAACUUUCAACUCUCUUGGCAUCUCUAAACAUUGCCUUUGUUUGAAACACAAAGGCAGCAGUUAUUUAUGAUAAACAUUUGGCACCUGGCGUAAUGAAUGCAGAUGUAUUGGAUAGUUUGCAAGUCCACCACAAAUAAGGGUAUAUCAUGCCUUAUUUUCACUAUGUCUUUUCUGAAUAUUUUUAUGGUGCAGAAAAAAUCCUGGAUUGCAUUCGACUCAAGAUUUUCUCUGACUCUAAAUCAUAAGAAUCCCCUUAGAACUUAGUAUGAUGUACGAAUAUAGCCAUUAUGGUUUGUGAAUCCUAAUUUAUGGCAGGCCUGCACAACUUGUUGAGAAGAAAGGACCAUAUUAAAAAUUAAAAAUAAUUGCAGGUUGCAUAGGAAUACCCCAUGCACUGAUCAGCUAGCAGAGUGGCAGCAAGGCUGAUUGUUGGCAGCAUCACUAAAGCUUGGAGGCACUUGGCAGUAUGUCUUUUGGGAAAGCAACAGGAGAUCCUUCGUGAUGGUUGUGCUUUUGGGGGGGGGGGGGGGCAGUGAAUUUAUUGAUCUUUUAAAAAAUGCUAGUGGACCUUCACAGCUGCUUGCUGGGCCACAUAUGGCCCACAGGCUGAAAAUGCAGGCUGAUUUUGGUUUACUAGUACCCAUGGUACAUUCAAGUGUGGCUUUUUCAGCCAACCAUGGGCGAAGCAAAAUGGAUUAACCCAAUGUUUUGAUUCAUAUUUUUAUUAUGAAUAUACUACUUUUGCUUUCCUCAUUUUAUAGCAGGCUUUCUAAUCAAUUGGCUUUCCUCAGAGAUUGGACUGUUUUUCAAUCUUAGCAACUCUAACCUCUUGUUGGUUGGGGAAUUCUGGGAGUUGAAGUCCACACAUCUUAAGUUGCUGAGAUGGGGAAACACGGAACUAGAUGAUUCUUGGGGUCCAUUCAGGACUACCAUUUUGUGAUUCUAUUACACAACCCAUGAUCCUUUAGGGUUGUUUCAAAGAUAUUUCCUUACUACAUUCAGAAAUGUUGUUUCAGAGAUAUUUCCUUAACACAUUCAUUCCUCAAUGCCUUUAACAGUGGUGCAGCUUCUAAUGUAUUUGAACAGGUCUUAAAAAUUCAGGGAUAUAUUCAGAGAUGUAUCUGCCUUGAAGUAACCCAUAUUGAACUGUACAUCACAGUCAAACAGAGUUACCGAUAGGGAAUGUUUUAUGACAUUUUAUAUUAUGUUUAUAAAAUUUCACAAAUUUCAAUUCCAUAGAAGUCAUAGACCCUGGAUUUGAAUAUAUUCUACAAGGUAGCUCAUUUGAGGUACCUUGGUUCAAAAACAUUGCUCUAUGUAUAAUGAACCAUCCCACCUAGUCAAAGGUUAUGAGAACAAGAAUUUUAGUACUAUGCAGAUAGUUGAAUUAGAUUUUGUAGAUUUCAGAAUGGAGAGGGAGGAAAGUAACCACACAAUAAUCUUUCUUAAUGAGAUUUGGUGAUAUUUUUCAGCACUUUGCUGACAAAUUUUCAUGCCUGGGGCCAGGGGUGGGAUGCUGCCGGCAUUACUGCCGGUUCAGUACACAAGAAACUUUUGCACAUUUGCACUUAAAAAGGUCUGCGCAGACGCAAAACGUUAGAAAGGAAAAAAAAUACAUUUCUGCAAUGAAAAUUGUUCUGUGCAUGCAGAGAACUGAAAAUUAAGAUGGCGGCACUGUAGGAGAACCGGUUCAGGGUGUGUGGCAGGCCUGGGUUGCUGCAAGUUCCAGCGACCCAGGCAGCCAAGUUACUACUGGUUCAGCCGAACCGGUCCAAACUGGUAGGAACCCACCUCUGCCUGGGGAUUAGAAAAUAGAAUGAUAGGAUUGGAAGAAGACCUUGGAGGUCUUUAAGACAGGAGGCCUUAUACCACCCCUGUCAAAUAGUUGUCCAGUCAUGGAAGUUUUUGAAAACCUCCAUGAUGGAGCACCCACAACGCCAGGAGGCAAGCUGUUCCAUUGAUUAAUUGUUCUCAUUGUGCAUCUUCUUUUCCCCUUUUUCUGUUACUAAUAGAUAAUUGUAACACUUGGAAUUCAUGUCCUAAUGCUAAGAGAUAAGAGUCAAGGAAUAUAUUAGGUUAAAAGCAAGAAUGCAAAAGCCAAGGGGUGGGGGUGAGGGGGUGCCCAUGUUAGGGUUAGCUCCCCCCACCUUUGCCCAUUGUUGCAUUUCCCACUACUAGCUUCUUCCUACAACAUCCUCGGUUGCCUGCUUCUUCUUCAAUCCCACAAAUCUUCCUAUAGCCUUGUAACCAUUCUGCACUCCGUCCCCUAAAUCUUUUCAAAUUCAUUCAGUCAUUAAGAUUGAAGCACUUUAUUUAUUUAUUUAUUUAAGUUGAAGGAGCAGCAAGUCAGAGGUUUGCUCCCCAAAAAUCUCCCCCCCCCCUUUAGCAGAGUGGCCUUAACAAAGUAGAAGGACUCGUGUGACUUUGAAAUUGAUGAAAGAUACAGGAAGCUGUUUCUGUGUCAACUAAAAAAAAAUGCAUGAAAACUUGCAGGGCAUUUAUUGUUAAAAGUUAUCUUCAGUGUCAUAUCUCCCCCUGCUGAUAGGUUGUGGAACUGCGACAAAAUACCCCUACAACUGAAUAAAAAAUAAAAUGGCUUCAUUCACUUUGAUCCUAACCUUGUUCAUUUUUAGAGUAUUGCAUCUAGCAUGCUGUGCAAAGUCCAUCCCUGUGGUCAAACAACAGUGGACAUAGGAAAAAUAUUUCUUCAUAGUCUGCUCCAUGGUGGAACCCUCUAAGGGGAUUUAACAUCUCAAGAAUUGUUCAUUAGCUUAAGAACCUAUCUCUCUGUGUAUUUUAAUGAGGUAGUUAAUUAAGUGGUGCAUAUCUGUCAUUCAUUUCAUCCUCCUCAAUUAUGUAAACAUUUGCCAAGGACUCCAAUCUGAAAUCUCCCAUUCUAUGAUUGAGUCUUAACAACAGUAAUUAUCUGUGCUCAAACUAGCAUCCUGUCUGAGAAUGGAAAAGACUACAGAAUAGGGCCUGAGGCAGAACUUUCUGAGAAGGCAAAGCCUUAUGCAAGUCCUCCAGAAUUGGUUGGGAGUUCUGUGCAAAUUUCAAACAAAUCACUUAGCUAAAUUUAGCUAAAUCUGCUGUAAGUGCAAUCUUUCUCUGCUUUUUCUUAUAGCUUCUAUUUGUACAGGUAAAAUUGCUUCUAUUUUAAUGACUAUGUGACUCUUAAACAUCCCGUCCUAAAAAGCGAGUUGCUUUCACAAAGGCCAGAGAGAUGUUGUUUUCUUGUGAGAUAUGAAACAUUUCUUCCGAUUUAUUUUUGAAGUUUCCCCAGCCCAACUGAUCUGUUGACUGAGCAAAACUUCUGAUUGUGCUAGCAAAGUGUAGAUGCAGAUUUAUGACAGAUAUUUGUUGCUGGAUUAAACCAGCAGAGAAGAGAGACAGUAGAAUGAACUGGUUUUCUUGUCUGGCCAACACUUUUUCUUACCUGGCAUGACAGACGCAUGAUAUUUUAUUAUUGGCAACUACCAGAAUAACCCAAAAAGUGGCUGCAAAGCAAAAUUACCAAAAUCCUCCAUAUCAGGUUUAGUGUGAUACAAAACUAUAUGAAAAGGACGUAGAAGCAGAAACUAAAUGAUGCUACUAAAACCAGGCUGUGUGCUUUCCUUGUAACCAGCCAUAGCUGAUUCUCUAUGCUGCUUUGUCAUCUCUUGUAAGGGCACUGACUGUUCCUGAGCAACCAGAUCAGAGUCGUCCGAGGAUGCUUCCUUCUUUCCAGAAGUUUCUAAUGUUAAGGAGCUUAAAUCCUCUGAUUCCCAACAGCAAAACAGGCUUUGCUUUGUGUUCUUAUUUACCUGAUGCAGAGAAUGGAUUCUUAAGAGAUAGGCCCCGUAACAUUUGUGGUCCAGUGCACUUUCAGUUCAGAUUGGUGGGAUAUGAGAGAAGGCUACUACCCAUCUUCCUGAUAUGAUGUUGCUUUUCUCCCGUUUGUGCUAAAUUCCGUAGUUACAUAUCUUUGCGACUAACCAGUUUUUUAAAAAAGCUUUAAAUAAACAAAUUAUAGUUCAUGUGUAUCUUGUUGGUCUGAAUGAAUUUUUGCCUGCUUCUUUGCAAAUUCCUUAGAGUGACAUAUACUGGUCUUGCGCCCCUCUUUUCUGAUUCAUAAACUGAAUGGCCUCCUUUUCUUAUUCCAUCAAAACAAAGCUAAAUUUGUUGUUGAUUAAUUAAAAGGAAAAGUGGAAUGUAAAUGUAACAAUACUAACUAUAUUGUCAUUUAAAUGCAUUGAUUUGAUUUAUUAAAUUAAAGACACUUUUUUAAAAGUUCCCUUUUAAACCAAGAUGGGUAUUUUGCACCAUUCCUUGAGAUAUGUGGGGAGGAAGGUGAAGAAAAGCAUUGACCUCCAGAGCUCAUUAAAAGCCUGAAUUAGGUUUCAUUCCCAGCUACCUUGAUCUUUGGUUUCAGGUGUAGGUUGAGAAACAUAGGAUUAUCUUUCAAGAACUGCUUUAUAAAAAAAUUUCAUUUAAUGACCAUUCAUUCAGUGAUCAUUCAAGUUUACAACAGCACUGAACAAAGGAUUUGUCAUGGCUAGAAUAACAAGGACUAAUCAUAACACACUCAUGGUCAUGUGAACAAAAUCAAGGCUCAUGCACAUUUACAACUGCCACCACCCUUCCCCAGCUGAUCUUCGUCAGCUUUGCCUAUGUCCCCUCAGUUGGGUUUACCACCUUGGCCUCAUAUGAGGAAGGUGCCUUGAAAAUGUCCUGCAAGCUCACAGGUGGGUGCCACGAUGCUUUAUGCGACUACCACCCAGUUUUUUCUUUUAGGAAUCAUCUGGGACUUCUUUUCAUGAAAGGUAGCUCUAAAUGGCAUGUUAAAAGCCCCAGUGUCACCAUUGCAAAAGAAGGACCCGACCAAUAGUGGCAUGCAUGGGGCAGGGGCAGGUGAAUGUAGUGGGUAAACGAGCAGCCAGAAGGGUAGAGAUGGCCAGCAAGAUAGUUAGAUGGGGGAAAUUUAAAUGGAGGCAAUCCCUUAUAUCUUUCAAGAAUGGGUUUCCAUUUGGAUGGGUCUUUGCCUAAAGACCAUAUGACAUUCUCUCAACAACAGCAAGUGGGAUUGCCAGAAUUACGUCAAUACGUGGACAGGCUGUCAUAUUUCACUUAAGAAUCAUAUCAUUUGUUGACUGUUGAAUGCAAGUUGUGUUUUAUUAUUUUAUUUUGUUCACUUACUGUUUGUCUUUUGGUAUUG